AUGGCAAGGAUUUUAGCUACGUUGGUUGGUAGAGAAGCCACGUCAUCAUCAUCAUCAUCAUCAUCAUCAUCUGCAGUUGAUGGAACUCUUGUAAUAGUUUGCAUGGUUGUAGCUUCAGUGAUGAUCAUGUCCAUGAUAAUAUUUGCAUGUGGGCUUCGUCCAAAGAAGAAGAAGAAGCCACAAAGUGUAGCUUAUUAUGGUGCCGGUGCAGGUUCUAAUCCAAAUACGGCAGCUGAAAAAGGUGGCGGCAACCGCAGCGGUUUGGCAGCUGGUGCUGUUGCUGGACUUGCCGUCGGUGCUGCCGAUAAUACUAGUGAUUUUGGGUGCUGUGGUGGUGGCCUUGGUGGGUGCUGUGGUGGUGGAGACUGUUGCGGUGGCGGCGGCUGUGGCGGCAGUGGUUGCGGCGGCGGUUGCGGCGGUGGUUGA
Messenger RNA from Dioscorea cayenensis subsp. rotundata (Guinea yam), 426 nucleotides. RefSeq names its product loricrin-like. Bases 1 to 426 code for a protein of 141 amino acids. NCBI's taxonomy places the organism in Eukaryota, Viridiplantae, Streptophyta, Magnoliopsida, Dioscoreales, Dioscoreaceae. The record is from RefSeq and is a predicted model, not a curated record. The transcript has a single exon.